This is a messenger RNA of Vollenhovia emeryi, 1076 nucleotides long. RefSeq lists its product as uncharacterized. The annotation marks the transcript as partial. Lineage: Eukaryota; Metazoa; Arthropoda; Insecta; Hymenoptera; Formicidae. The record is from RefSeq and is a predicted model, not a curated record. The transcript is spliced from 2 exons.
UGGGAGAACGCUGUUGGUGCCGCGCGCGACUACCCCACGUUCGAGACACUCGAGGAGUUUUUGACGACCAAGAUACGGGCGCUCGAGCGGAUCGAGGCUACGACCGCUCAUCCUGGUCCCAGCUCAGCACCCUCACCACCAAAGAGGGCUCACCAGACAACUCAGCAGAGCGACUCAUCGUACCCGUGCGACUGUUGCAAUGCGCAGCACUUUAUUGUGAUGUGCAGUAAGUUUCGGGAACUGUCACCGUCAGCCAGGCACAAGGUGGCAAUCAACAAGCGCUUGUGCUUCAACUGCCUGGGGAGGCACAGUGUGCGUGCAUGCAAGUCGCAGCGAGGAUGCAAGACCUGCUCAGGGCGGCACCAUACAAUGCUGCACGGCACACACCCAAUAGCAGCACCAGCUCAGAAGACCGCCUUGGCAUUGGUCAACUCAUCUACAACGCAGCACCCAGCGCGUCUGCUCAUUGACGCAGGAUCCGAACUCACCUUCGUCACGGAGAAUCUCAUUCGGCAGCUCAACAUCCCUCGUCAAUACUCAGGUAUUGUCAUCACUGGAAUUGCAGGCAAGGAGUGUACUCGGACACGAGGAGUCGUGUCACUCACGUUACGCUCGACACAUUCCAACGCAGCUGCCACAAUUCAAGCUCAUGUCCUCCGGACAGUUACAUCAAUCUUACCAUCGUUCGAGGCGGAACCGGAAGAAUGGCCGCAUCUCAAGAACUUGGCAUUAGCCGAUCCUGAUUUUCUCAUCCCGCGGCCAGUUGACAUCCUCAUCGGCGCAGAUGCUUAUGGGCAUAUCAUCAAGCCCAAUAUCAUUCGGCAUUCUCCACUCAUGCCGAUAGCGCAACUCUCCAUUUUCGGAUGGCUCGUUCUUGGACCUGUCAAUAGGGAAGCAACACGCACAUCAACGCACCAUGCUUCUACUCAAGUCAACGAGGAUGCUCUCAACGAGUUACUGACAAAAUUCUGGGUUCAAGAGGAGGUGCCUACUCACGAUGUCAACCAACUCACUCCUGACGAGCAGAGGUGCGAAGAGCACUUCAAGGCCACACACUCUCGUGAUUCUUCAGGGAG